ACUACACGGUGUUUAGCUGGCCAUCAUCCCCUAACACAAAGAGAAGAGGGCAGCCAGAAGACGGAGAGAAGCUUUUGUUUUUUACGGUUGUCCAGUAGCAGUUGCAGGCGUGCCACUGUGUGAAGCACGGGGGAACUGACACCUGUGUGUGGGAUAAGUGAUGGAGCCUGUUCACCUUGUAGAAAUGCAGCGUGAUAUGCAAGAUGCUGUUGAUGUCACCUCGUGGGUGUCUGUGUGUCCCGGAGGUCUCUGGAAGGUUCAGCGAAAAUGGAAGCAUAAGUGGACUCAACAAAGCUCUUCUAAUACUGGAGAUGAUGCAUCUUGGUGCCCAAAGCUGGGCUCACUGUGUCGAGUCAGAGUUCAACUCAAAGCCCAAACAGAUGAUGCCGAUUGUUUGUCUACAAAAGGAAAUGAGAAGUUAGCCGUUACUGUUACAGAAUUAGUGCCAACGCCAAUUCUCAGACGCCAGGAUGCCUUGCUCCAGGUCCCGCUGGGUGACUGGACAACGUUGAGCCUGGGGGAGGGUCAGUGCGAUAUCACAGAGGCAUGUUUGGAGGGGAUGAGAGCAGGAGAGAAAUGUGAGAUACAACUUACUCCUACUGGAACUGGACUGGAAGCCUCUGUUCGCCAGCCUUCAGAUGGAGAUCUUCCUCUCUGUGCCACUGUUGAGCUUCAAGCUUUCACUCCAGGAAAGGAAUCCUGGGAGAUGUCCCCCAUUGAAAGAUGGGAGUGGGUGAAAUCACACAAAGAGAGGGGUGGAGGUAGAUUCAGGAGCGGGGACGUAUGGGGAGCAGCCGACAGCUACAGCCGGGCCCUCAAACUCCUUAUCCCUCUUUGUGGCCUGGUUAGGGAGGUGGAAGACUGCUUGGAAGAAACACAGCAGCUUCCUUCGUCUGAUCAGCUGAAAAUCAAGAAAGCUGAGCUUCACUCCAACUUGUCUUUGUGCCAGCUGAAAUUAAACCAACCACAACGAGCCAAGGACAGUGCUGCUAAAGCCACUCAGUUAGAACCUAGCGCUUACAAAGCCUGGUACCGACUGGGCCAGGCGUGCCAAAAGCUGAAUGAGCUGGAUGAGGCCAAAGAGGCGUUUAAGAAACUCCUGGAGCUCCAGCCGGAUCUGCCUGCUGCUGUCAAGGCGCUCAAAGAGAUAACAAGUAGAGAAAAAGAAAGAAAUGUGCAGCUGGGAUUGAGACUCAGCAAAAUGUUUAGCUGAAGAUGGAGUAUUCUAAAAUUGUUUUUGUCAUCAUUGGAUCUAAGUGCAAUUAGAACACUGCCUGUCUCUACAAGUAAAGCCUUAUAACAAUAAAUACGUGUGAAUUGCUUGAA
This is a messenger RNA of Girardinichthys multiradiatus, 1326 nucleotides long. RefSeq names its product FKBP prolyl isomerase like (gene fkbpl). Gene Ontology annotation, molecular function: protein binding. The transcript is spliced from 4 exons. Bases 161 to 1213 code for a protein of 350 amino acids. NCBI's taxonomy places the organism in Eukaryota, Metazoa, Chordata, Actinopteri, Cyprinodontiformes, Goodeidae. The record is from RefSeq and is a predicted model, not a curated record.